GCUUGUUUUUUUUUUGUUUUUUUUGUUUUUUUUUUUUUUUACUUUAGUACGAUUUGCUACGAAAACCCUCCCUUUGUGGAAUAAGUUGAUAGAAUAGAAAGCACAGCGCUUGUGCUUCGACGACAGAGAGAGAGAGAGAGAUACGAAUGGCCGAGAAUACGAAUGACGAAUCAUCGUUGGCUCGUAUCCGACAACUUGAACAUGAGCGCGAUGAAUUACGCAAAGAUAUUGAACAACUAUGCAUGCAGCAAGCUGGGCCUGGCUAUCUUGCUGUGGCUACCCGAAUGCAUUUUCAAAGGACAGCUGGAUUGGAGCAAGAGAUUGAGAGCCUGAAAAAGAAGUUGGAUGCGUGCACAAGAGAUAGUCUUAAUCUACAAGAGGAGCUUUCUGAGGCUUAUAGAAUUAAAAGUCAACUGGCAGAUCUACACAGCGCCGAAGUUUCAAAGAAUAUGGAAGCCGAGAAGCAGGUUAAAUUCUUCCAGGGCUGUGUAGCUGCUGCAUUUGCUGAAAGGGAUCAUGCAAUAAUUGAGGCUGAAAAGGCGAAGGAAAAGGAGGAGGUAAUGUCACAACAAAUAGAUGGCUUCAACAAAAGGGUUGAGGAACUCACAUCAGAUUGUCUUAAACUAAAGGAAUUUAAUGAUAAUCUGAAGAUUGAUCAAGCAAUGUAUAUAGAGCAAAAUGAAAAAUUCAAGAAGGUAAUUAACAAGUUCUUUCAGAUCAGGCAAUAUUCUCCAAAAGAAUUUGAAGAUACAAGUUGGGAUGUUAAAUGUACAUGUCUUUUGGAUGACUCUGAGGAGUUAUGGUGUUUCAAUGACGCUUCCACCUCUAAAUACAUUAGUGCAUUAGAAGAGCAGCUGGACAAAGUAAGCAAUUCUGUGGACUAUCUUCAAAGUAAACUUAGGGUGGGCUUGGAUAUUGAAAAUCAUCUGAAGAAGAGAGUCAACUUACUGGAACAGAAACAAAUUAAAAUGAACAAAGUGAUUGAGAAUGGCGUAGCAGACUUAAAACAUCAUCAUUCUGAGUAUAGGGAUCAUAUUAUGAAUUUACUAAGUGAUGGAGAAUCCACCAUUAAAUCCAUAAUGAAUGUGAUUGAUGAAAGAGUCAAGAUGUUCAAUCAGAAUAUUGAGCCAAAUUUGGUCCCUCAAAGAGACACAGAACUAGAAGAGAAUGAAUGUAGGGAUGCACAUAUAUGCCCACAAGAUAAAACUGUUUCAAAGUCCAAGAGUACUGGUCUUGGCUCGCUGGCAGUAAAACCUGAUGGAAAAGGUGAUUCAUCUGAUGCUUUCGCUAUGGCGUUGCAAGAAAAGGUUGAUGCAUUAUUGCUGUUAUCACAACAAGAAGAAAGACAUUUAUUGGAGAGAAAUGUGAAUUCAGCCCUUCAAAUAAAGAUUGAAGAACUUCAGAGGAACUUGUUACAAGUUACCAAUGAAAAGGUGAGAGCUCUAAUGGAACUGGCGCAAUUAAAGCAGGAACAUCAAUUACUUCUGGAAAAAUUAGAUCAUGGGACUAAACAAGGAGUUGACACUGGAGAAAGAAACCUUGUUAUUCGUGAAAGAGAUGGAACUCUAAAAAACUUGCUGAAGAAAUCAUAUUUGAGACGGUGGAUUAGCCCAGUUGAUGUUGGUGGAAAAGAAGUUGACAGUAGUCCAGAUAAUGAAGGGAAGUCCUUCAUCCAGAGAUCCAGCAGUGUGGAUUUUGCAAGAAUGAAGAUUGAAAAUGCAACUCUUAAAGAAAGCAUGGAUAGCAUGGAGCUUUUAACAUCGUCAAUUCAUAGGCUUCGCCUCUCUCUUUGGAAGGUGAAGGAGUCUGUGACUUCUGAAGGUACAGUUUCUGGUGUUUCAGAAGUCCUUAAUGGUGUUAUCAAGGAGGCAAAACUUUUAAGGACUGCUCUUGGCAGCUCCUUACCAAUUAGUUGGUCAGUUGAGACAGAAGUGGGUUACUUUGAAGAUGGUGAGGGUAGAGACACAGUCCAUAAAGAAUGCAGUGCUGAAAAGAUAGACACUGUUUCUGCUGCAGGACUCGAAAUGGUGGAGCUUUUGAUUUUUGCCGCACAGAUGUUGGGGGACAUGUUAACUGCUAUGAUUCCUGAUAUAGAAGUUAUAUGAAGAGCUGUUCCUUGUAUGAUAUUGUGGUUACUGGUGUGGUUCCCUUUAAUGGCUUGUUUGAUGCCUUGUAUUUACGGAUGUUCUUUUAAGGCCUGCUACCCCCCACCAAUCACGCAGGGUGAUUAUGUAAAAAAUUCAGAGAGAGGGAGAUAUAGCUUUAACGAGUUUGUCCAGGGAAGAAAACUGAAAAUGUGCCAUACAAUCAUAUUCAUAUAUGUGCAUGAUAUUGUAAAUUUAUAAGUCCCCUCAUCGCAUAAGUUAAAAAUACCUUUGACAGGCAAGUGAAAUUUGUCAAAAAAAUUACUAUACAAAAACGCAACACAACUGUCACAUUCUUGGAGGCUAAUAUUAUUGAGAUUUAACCGUGUA
Molecule: messenger RNA, 2474 nt
Organism: Cicer arietinum (chickpea)
Lineage: Eukaryota; Viridiplantae; Streptophyta; Magnoliopsida; Fabales; Fabaceae
Source: RefSeq, a predicted model, not a curated record